GUUGAAAUCACCCCUUCGUGUCAAGAAAUGAGUGAUACUGUGGAAGUGUAACUGAACUGAAGACCAGUAGCAGCUGGACCCUAGCUUGGGUGUUCAGCCCAGUUUUGUGAAGACACAGCUGCAAAACUACAAGUCCCAAGAUGCCUUUCACAAACAAGCACAGUGUACACUACAGCACACACAUGCUGGGUGUGGGAUCUGGAACCUGUUUUCCAUAGGCUUCUGACCGAUUAAAUAAGGUGGAGCAAAUGGCCACACCCCAAAACCAGGCUUAAGGAUUCCUAUUUAAGCCAAGCCCCAGGGUGGAGCCGGAAUUUACCUUUGUACUUCACUCGGGUCUGGGUUGGUGGUGACUGGCUGGGUGGGUCUGGACCUGGCUGCCGUUGUGACACGUCUCAGAGCUGCAAGCAGGUUUGAAUCCAGGAUCCUUGUGGCCCUGCUCCCCGGUUCCUACCCUCUCCCUUCUCCUAUUCUUUAUCUCUUUAGGCUUUUCCCCUCAGGACCUCCCGCAGGUUACCAUAAUUCCUGCUGCCCUGGAGGCCCCCUGUGUUAGUCACAGGAUUUUUACUACCUAACAGGUUAAUAGUCCACUUCUGAUCGUCCCUCACUUUCAGACUCAAGUCUCCACUGUUUCCUGGCAGGCAAGAAAUGCUGGGAAGGAUGGACCCCAGCGCAUUACCGCCUGAGGGUACAGGUACUACCAGUCAGCUACCAUGGCCUCUCAGCGUCUUGGGCUAGCAGAAGAGUCUGGCCCAAACCCCGGGGAGUCUGAAUUGGCUGUGAACCCCUUUGACGGGCUCCCAUUCUCUUCCCGCUACUACGAGCUGCUUGAGCAGCGCCGAGCCUUACCCAUCUGGGCUUCUCGCUUUAUCUUCUUGGAGCAGUUGGAGAGUAGCCCCGGUGGAGUGGUGCUGGUGUCUGGAGAGCCUGGCUCUGGCAAGAGCACCCAGAUCCCUCAGUGGUGUGCAGAGUUUGCACUGGCCAGGGGGUUCCAGGAAGGCCGAGUGACUGUCACUCAGCCCCACCCUCUGGCAGCCCUGAGCCUGGCCAUGCGGGUUGCCGAUGAGAUGGACCUAACGCUGGGUCAUGAGGUUGGAUACAGCAUUCCCCAAGAGGACUGCACAGGGCCAGACACCCUGCUCAGGUUCUGCUGGGACGGGCUGCUUCUGCAAGAGGUAGCCUCAACCCGGGGCACAGGAGCCUGGGGCGUGCUGGUGCUGGAUGAGGCCCAGGAGCGGUCAGUGGCCUCGGACUUGCUCCAGGGGCUCCUGCAAAAUGCCAGGCUGGGAAACCUUCCAGGAGACUCGAGAGUGGUUGUGGUUACUGACCCUGCCCUUGAACCCAAGCUCCAAGCCUUCUGGGGCAACCCUCCUACUGUGCAUGUACCCAGACGGCCUGGCACGUGUCCCACACCUGUGUACAGGGACACUGUCCCUACCGAUCGAGUGGAAGCUGCCUGCCAAGCUGUGAUUGAAUUGUGUACAAAGGAGGCUCCAGGAGAUGUGCUGGUGUACCUGCCCAGUGAGGAGGAAAUUUUGCUGUGCUGUGAAUCCUUGUCCAGGGAGGUGGGGCCCUUGGCUCUCAGAGGGCCUCCACCACGGGUGCUGCCCCUUCACCCCGGAUGUGGCCCAGCCGUUCAGGCUGCAUACGAGGACACAGACUUGGGUGCCCGAAAGGUCGUGGUCACUCACUGGCUGGCUGACUUCUCCUUCUCCCUCCCUUCGAUCCGACAUGUCAUUGACUCAGGACUGGAGCUUCGAAGUAUUCGAGCAGAAUCCCAAGUGUUGAGACCAAUCAGCAAGUGUCAGGCAGAGGCAAGAAGACUACGGGCAAGAGGGCUCCCACCAGGUAAGAGCCUUUGCGCUACUGAGAUCAAACAUGAAAAGAAUCCCCACACGCAAACCCAAGAAAUCUGCAGUGGCCUUCUUUCCCAGGUCUUUCUCCCCUCAGGGUCCUGCCUCUGCCUGUACCCUAAGUCCUUCCUAGAACUAGAGGCGCCCCUGCUGCCCAUAGCCAGGAUAUGUGAGGAGAAUCUGAGCCCUGUGGUGUUACUUCUAAAGAGGAGACAGAUUGCAGAGCCUGGGGAGUGUCACUUCCUGGACCGGCCUGCUCCAGAAGCCCUGAUGCAGGCCCUGGAAGACCUGGACUACCUGGCAGCCCUGGAUGAUGAUGGGAACCUCUCAGACCUGGGGGUCAUCCUGUCAGAGUUCCCGCUGCCCCCAGAGCUGGCCAAAGCCCUGCUGGCCUCCUGCGAGUUUGACUGUGUAGACGAGAUGCUCACCCUCGCGGCCAUGCUCACUGCUGCUCCUGGGUUCACCCAUCCUCCACUCUCUGCAGAAGAAGCUGCCUUGCGUCGGGCCCUGGAACAUACAGAUGGUGAUCACAGUUCUCUGAUCCAGGUGUACGAAGCCUUUAUACAGAGUGGAGCAGACAAGGCUUGGUGCCAGGCUCGGGGACUAAACUGGGCAGCAUUGUGCCAAGCCCAGAAACUUCGAGGUGACCUCCUAGAACUCAUGCAACAAAUUGAACUUCCACUGUCCCAGCCAGCCUUUGGCUCUGAGCAGAAUCGCAGAGACCUUCAGAAAGCACUGCUGUCGGGAUACUUCCUUAAGGUGGCUCGAGACACAGACGGGACUGGAAAUUAUCUGCUCCUGACCCAUAAGCACGUGGCCCAGCUCUCCCCAUACUGCUGCUACCGAAGCCGCAGGUCUCCAACCAGACCCCCGCCAUGGGUUCUUUACCACACUUUCUCCAUUUCCAAAGACAACUGCCUUUCCAUUGUUUCUGAGAUUCAACCACAGAUGCUGGUAGAGUUGGCCCCUCCAUACUUCCUGAGUAACUUGCCUCCCAGCGAGAGCAGAGACCUCUUGAAUCAGCUGACAGAAGAAAUGGCAGAUUCUUCAGUAGAGAGUGAAUCCUCCUCCACCCAAGAGUUUGGAGAUGCCUGUGUCCUGCAGUGACCUGCCCAAGGAGUAGAACUGAGCUCAUGUGAAGGCAUCAGAUCCUCUCUCAGGCUAGCUCUGAAGUAGCCAACCAAAGGUUAGGGUCAAAUGUAAAUCCUAGAACCUGAGUCUCAAGAAAUGGUGGACUGGGAAUAGAGGAGACUGGGUAAGCCACAGUAUACAUAAAGUUGGACCCUUUCCUUAGCCUUCUUCUAUUUAUUGGAGAAUGACUGAUGUACCCCCCAAGCCCCCAACUUAUGCCAAACCCACCUUUGUGUACUUCAUUUUGAUCUAUAAAAGUUCUUUCUCUGUGGUGCCAAA
Messenger RNA from Lontra canadensis (Northern American river otter), 3263 nucleotides. It is a transcript of the gene DQX1, whose product is annotated as DEAQ-box RNA dependent ATPase 1. Gene Ontology annotation, cellular component: intracellular anatomical structure; spliceosomal complex. The coding region runs from base 714 to 2960 and encodes 748 amino acids. NCBI's taxonomy places the organism in Eukaryota, Metazoa, Chordata, Mammalia, Carnivora, Mustelidae. The record is from RefSeq and is a predicted model, not a curated record. The transcript is spliced from 11 exons. Gene Ontology annotation, molecular function: RNA binding.